CUUGAAUGUAACAUGCGUCACAUGAAAGAAAAGGGGACAUACACGUUUAUCCCACAGAAGAGCUCUAGAUUGGCUUUUAUAGCUGUUUGAGUAUAUUUGUAGUUAGUGCAUAAAUAUCUAAUUACUGUACCAGUUUGAGGGAAAGCCGAGAUAGAGCAGUCCCUGAACUAAUCAGCUGCAGCGUUGCGCAGCUGCACCAGGUUGCGAUAAAAAGGGACUUAAAAGGUGUUUUUUCUUUCCCUGACAGCUCAGAUAUGGAGGCUAUUUUUGGUCGUAAACAGGAGGACUUGGAAGAUUACUAUGGAUUGUUAGGAUGUGAUGAACUGUCAUCGAUUGAGCAGAUCCUCAAUGAAUACAAGAUUAGAGCCUUAUCGUGUCACCCGGAUAAACACCCUGACAACCCUACAGCAGUUACUGAUUUCCAAAAGCUGCAAGAAGCCAAAGAGGUUUUAUGUGAUGAAACCAAAAGGAAGAACUACGACCACUGGAAAAGAAGCGGCGUCUCUAUCCCAUUCCAGGAAUGGCAGGCCCUGAAUGAUUCAGUUAAAACUUCAAUACACUGGGCUGUGAGGACCAAGAAGGAGCCGAUGUUGGAGGCCUGCAAACCAGAGGAUCCAGUCGCUUUCCAGUCAGAGGAACAAGAAAACAACAAAAAUACUUCAGAUGAAGGUUCCUCCUCUGAUUUCUACCAUCGACGUUUCCGUUGGGCCUCAGACUCCCCAUCCUAUCUGCUGCAGAAGUUCAGAAAUUAUGAAAUAUGAAAUUAGCGGCUUAAAAACCUAGUAUUCCUAAAUGUUACUGUAAAUGUUAGUUUUUUGUGAGUCCACUAAGUGCCUGUGCUGGAACAGUCGUGUUGAUGUGAUUGUGGUUGUGUGUCUGUAUGUGUUUAACAGCCUGUUGCAUUUUGCAUAUUUGAUGUGCUCUGUCUUAGACUCUCCAUGAUUUAUUGUGCAUUUCUGUGUUGCAAACUGAACCAUUUUGUGUCAUUUAUUGUGAUGAAUGUUGUUGUUUCUGACCUUUAGCUGCUGCAUGAUGAGUCAUGGUAUUUGUUUAAAGUGGAACACUCUGCUUCUUAGAGUCAUAAGGCAUUAAAACUGGUUUAACUUUAGCUUUUAAAG
Molecule: messenger RNA, 1118 nt
Organism: Cyprinodon tularosa
Lineage: Eukaryota; Metazoa; Chordata; Actinopteri; Cyprinodontiformes; Cyprinodontidae
Gene: dnajc12
Product: DnaJ (Hsp40) homolog, subfamily C, member 12
Exons: 5
Coding region: 255-761 (168 amino acids)
Cellular component (GO): cytoplasm
Source: RefSeq, a predicted model, not a curated record